Molecule: messenger RNA, 2451 nt
Organism: Athalia rosae (coleseed sawfly)
Lineage: Eukaryota; Metazoa; Arthropoda; Insecta; Hymenoptera; Athaliidae
Product: venom acid phosphatase Acph-1-like
Exons: 7
Coding region: 1219-2310 (363 amino acids)
Biological process (GO): dephosphorylation
Molecular function (GO): phosphatase activity
Source: RefSeq, a predicted model, not a curated record
UUCCCGUGUGUCACUUUCGACGAGGAAAUAUGCGACUUCGAUGCGUCUCAUGAGUUACGCUCCGUCUCACGAUACGUAUACUAAAGGGAUACACCAUUUUCAGGAAUGUCGCUAAUGAUCCGGGACAACGCCGGGUCAGGUUAUCUCGCCUUUCUAACUCCCUUACGUUGAGCUGGAUUUAUUUUCUCCCAUUCAAACCAUCUAGAAUGAAUUUUUGGGCUACCCCCGCAGGCCAAGAAGAGAACAACCGCAUUUUGCAGAUGAACGGCGCUCGAGAGAUGAGCUCACCUUUCAGCCGAGAAAGAUAUAUAGAAAGUACGGCCCUUGGGUAAUCGACAAAUAUUUAGAACGCCGCUUGAUCUGCACAAAUAUCUUUUCGAUCAUCGUCAUUAUCACCGUGUCAUUUUUACCCUCGGUCAAGUUCGUUCAAUCUAACUAUCUAAUUUUUGCAAACGAACGUGACGCGCGAUGUACCGGGCAGAUUUUAAUCAAAGAACCAGACUCGGCGGUGACCAAAUAAAUUUCGUCAUCCCGAUGCAAGUUCUCCGCUCGUAUAAAAUAGAAAAUGAUUCACCGCUCGUGCGGUUUUCGACGGAAAUACUCCGGAAGUUCUCCGACGUUUCGAGUUCCGUUCGCAUUGAUAAUAUUUUAAAAAGUCUUGGAAUCGAAUCACGAAGAGGUAUUCGAUGAACUUAAAAGAUACGACAAGAGAAAAGAGAAACUGAUCGAGUCAUAAAGCGACCCGUAGCUGACAAACGGAACAUCGUAUCCAUAGCGACAGGUAAUUUUUGUGCCCGGAGCGCGCCCUGUCACUUCACCUCCCGAGCUACCGGUUUCUCCUAUUUUCCGACAAUAGUUUUUCCCCCCAAAAGGUUUUAAAGUUAUUUUCUUGUACAAUACCGUUUUUCCUUUAGAACGUUUGAGAGGCGGCGCUAUCUGACUUGGACCAGUAAGACUGAACGCCACGCCCUAUAUCCACAAUCCAAUGAGACGAAAAUAGCAUAAUUUCCAAGCACAAUCUGCGAUAGUAGAGUUUCCAGACGCAAACGCAACCUGAAUCAGUAUUCAGUUAUCCACCGAGGCGUCUAUGCGGUGUUCUUAUAUUUAGAUGAACGUGAAUAGUUUCCCUCCAAGGAAAACGUUCACAAUUUUCGGGGAGUCACAGUGAUCUUCAACGGACCCAGAUCAUCCCACACGAAGGUCCAUCCUGUUACAGUUAUGAACAAAGAAGUCACAUUCUGUAAGGCUGCUGAAGCCCGAGCUGAAGAUAAGGCACAAGUUAAACUAGUCAGCAUCCUCUUCCGCCACGGCGAUCGCACUCCCGACGUAAGCAUAGGCGAAUCUUAUCCAACGCAACCCGAACUGGAUCCGAAAAAUAACUACUUUCCAGUUGGUCCAGGGGGUCUGACGAAUGAGGGUAAACUGCGGCUCUAUAACUUUGGACAAACGCUGAGAAAAAAAUAUGACAAAUUUCUGGGACCUCUUUAUUACCCCUCGGUGGUCGAAAGUCGCAGCACGGAUUACGAAAGAACAAAAAUGUCGCUCCAAUUGGUAUUGAACGGUCUCUUUCCUCCGGCACCGUGUCAGCAAUGGAGAAACGGGGUCGACUGGCAGCCAAUUCCUACCCUAUACGCUCGCAAAGAAGAUGACUGGAUUUUGCGUCCCGAUCUAAAUCCCAAAGCUCUCGCUGCGACCAAACGUUACGAAAAGACUCCGGAGUAUCAGAAACGCUUCUCUGAUAUGAAAGAGCUGGGAAAAUAUCUCGAGAAAAUCACAAACAAGUCGUACGAAAAUAUUUUGGACUUGGCUUUGCUGUACGUCACCCUUGCGAGGGAAGCCUCCAUGGGAAAGGAGCUCCCGGCCUGGAGCAAGGAUCUUUUUCCGAACGGUCGAUUGUUGAAGGCUGGCACCUUCUACUUUGACGCACAGUCCGUCAACGACGAAAUAAGGAGACUGCACGGAGGAGCGUUGCUGCGCAAGAUAACCGACGAUUUCGCGAGUUGUCGAAACGGGACUCUGGAAGAGGGUAAAAAGCUCUAUCUCUACAGCGCUCAUGAUUUGAACGUCGCGGGACUCCUCGGCGCUCUUGGGAUUUGGAAGUCUCACAUGCCGGAAUUUUCUAGCGCUGUCAUUAUCGAACUCCUGGAAUGUGACGGCGAAUAUUUUAUUAAGAUCAUCCAUUAUCUCGGGAUUCCGCCAACGUUCGUUGAAAUGCGACUCCCAGGGUGUGAAAAACUGUGCCCUAUGGAUAAAUUUAUGGACGUGCUGAAGCACGUCAUCCCGACGGAUGAAGAUUUGAAUCGCACUUAACAUAUCAAUUUUGUAAAAUGCUCAUACCGAGGUAAUUCAUCCUCCUGAGUUGGGCAAUAUAUAAUCUUUGGGACACGUUAAUGAUACUUGAGUCUUCGUAUAUAGUAUUGUACCGUAAAAGAAAUAAAUUAAUUGAAUCUA